UCUUACUUCCUGUUUGUCCUUCGCUCGCCGCUAAAGUGUCUCGGCCGUCCUGAAGCGGACCCACAGGACCACGGAGCUGGUCCAGCGGCUCCGGGUUGAGUCCACAUGUAUGUGCCGGCCCAGACCGCCGAGGAGUCGGCGUCGGUCCGGAUGGAUUUCACUUGGACUUUUAGCCGUCCAGAAGCUAAUGCUAAUAAGCUAAAAGUGCUUUUCAUGAUGGUCACCUGCUGUGUCUUCCAGUUCAACCAACUGUCCUUCAGGACAGACUGUUGUCCGUUUAGACCGGGUCCAAAUCAAGUCCUGGUCGUGGUAAGACCGAGUCCAGUGAGUUGUAGUGUUUGAUGUUUGGAUGCUUUGUACAAAGUUUUGGUUUUUAACUUGAUGUAAGCACCGCGAUGGCCGAGCUCCCCCACACAACUCCCACCUCACUGUGUUGCUGCCGAAAGUCCCCGUCCGCCGGGGGGCGCUGUGUCGGGGACUCCGGAACAGCCAGGCGAGCUCGGGGGUCCCGGCGGUGCACGCCGGUGGACGUGGCGUCGGCCUCCAACUUCGGCCACUUCCGGCUGCGUCACUUUCACUUGGACCUGCGCCUCAACUUCGCCAUGAAGGAGAUGAGUGGCUGGCUGGUCUUGGAUCUGGUCCCGCUUCAGCCGGGGGUCCACACCCUGGUCCUGGACUCCCAUCCCUCUCUGCUCAUCCAUGCCAUAGACUGUAAGCUCCCCGCCUACCCCCAGGAGGAGCCCGCCUCCCUCACAUAUCGCGUCGACCCCUUCGCUGAUUACGGCGCCGCCCUCAACAUCGGCCUGCCUGACGCCGCCCUCAAAGUGGGAACAGCGCUCCAGGUCACGGUCCGCUAUACAACCACCGAUGGUCCAGCGAUCUGGUGGCUGGACUCGGAGCUAACCUGCGGUCAAGGUCGUCCACUGGUUUUCACUCAAGGGCACUCUGUGUGUAAUCGUUCUUUUUUUCCGUGUUUUGACACUCCGGCGGUGAAGAGCACGUACACGGCCUCCAUCAGGGUCCCGGACGGUGUGACGGUGCUGAUGAGCGCGUGCCGGAGCUCCUAUUCCAAACAGGACCGGGUCUUCCAGUUUUCCAUGGACUUCCCGGUGCCGUCCUACUUAGUGGCACUGGUGGCGGGUGAGCUGCAGCACGUGGAUGUGGGUCCCAGGAGCCGCGUGUGGGCGGAGCCAUGCCUGCUGUCAUGUGCCAUGAAGAAACUAGGAGGCAGCGUGGAGCGCUGGCUGGGCGUGGCCGAGGAGUUGUUUGGUGCCUACUUGUGGGGCAGGUGCGACAUCGUCUUCCUACCCCCCUCCUUCCCCAUCGUCGCCAUGGAGAACCCCUGUCUCACCUUCAUCAUCGCCUCCAUCCUGGAGAGCAGUGAUUUCCUGCUGAUCGACGUCGUCCACGAGAUCGCACACGGCUGGUUCGGUAAUGCUGUCACCAACGCCACCUGGGAGGAAAUGUGGCUCAGCGAAGGCCUCGCCACUUAUGCCCAGCGGAGGAUCACCGCCGAGGCCUACGGCGAUGCGUUCACAUGUCUGGAAAGUGUGGUUCGAUUGGACGCCCUGCACAGACAGCUGCGUCUCCUUGGAGAUAACAACCCUGUGAGCAGGCUGCAAGUCAAGUUGGAGCCAGGUGUGAACCCCAGCACAUUGAUGAAUCUGUUCACCUACGAGAAAGGUUUCUGUUUUGUGUCGUACUUGUCAAAGCUGUGUGGCGACGUCAGACGCUUCGACUGCUUCCUUCGGGACUACAUCUCAGAAUUCAAGUUCCAGAGUGUUUUGGCUCAGGACCUAAUUGACUACUUCCUGGAUUAUUUUCCUGAUGUCACUCAGAAGGAAGGUGUGGAUUUUGAGCGCUGGUUGAACGGCUGUGGGCCUCCACCGUACGAGCCUGACCUGUCGGCAGGGAGCCCUCUGACUGGGCCAGUGCAGGACUUGUGUCGGCUGUGGACGAGCAGCGAAGACCUUGAUCUGCAGGCCAUGGCCGCCUUUGACCUUUCAACCUGGAGCACCUUCCAGAUCGUUCUGUUUCUGGAUCGCAUGUUGGACCAAGCCCCUUUCCCGCACGACAUGAUGUCCAGAUUAUCAGGUAGUUACGCGUCGCUCUUCGACGGCCUCAACGCGGAGGUGCAGGUGCGUUGGCUGCAGAUGGUCGUGCGUAGCGCCUUCUAUCCCGACCUCCCGCGACUUCGAGCCUUCCUGCACAAACAUACAUCCAGGAUGUACACGGUGCCGCUUUAUGAGGACCUGGUGGGCGGGGUGAUGAAGUGCGUCGCGGUGGAGAUCUUUCAGCAGACCCAGCGGCGCCUGCACCCCAACCUUCGGCGCACCUUACAGCAGCUCCUCUUCCAGGGCACCGCGGCCCCACCCCCUCAAAACAGCCCCACCCUCUCCGUCGUCCCGUUGCAGGACGUCAAUGUGUCGGCAUGACAAGGACUCAGAUGGCACUUUCUGCUGCCGUGGCAACAGCAAGCACCUCAAAGAUAACUUUUAAAAAUAUAUUAAUUGUUUUGGUUUUUUUUUU
Molecule: messenger RNA, 2529 nt
Organism: Doryrhamphus excisus (bluestripe pipefish)
Lineage: Eukaryota; Metazoa; Chordata; Actinopteri; Syngnathiformes; Syngnathidae
Gene: rnpepl1
Product: arginyl aminopeptidase like 1
Biological process (GO): proteolysis
Molecular function (GO): metalloaminopeptidase activity; zinc ion binding
Source: RefSeq, a predicted model, not a curated record